UGAAAACAGGCCAUAAAAGCCGAUAGCGCCGGUCCUGCGUGUUUAAAACGGCGCAGCGGGGACCAUAAAUCACGUUUAGGUGAACGUCCCGCGAGGCGGCAUCAGGAUUCCGAUUGUGAUCAUUAAUAGAAAAAACUAUCCGUGCAGACGUGAGUCCCCUGUGUGAUAUAUGAGCACGUGUGGGAAAGAUUAGUAAUCAAUAUUAUCUCAUUUGCAGCUGGAGAGCGGCGCGUUCAAAUUAACUGGGAUUUUUAAAAAGGCGAGUUGUUGGAACAGAAUACGCGGCGCGUCUGCGCGUAAAAUGAGCCAACGCUGUUCAGUGACGGGAUCGCUCUGCCGCCGCGUCAGGCGCGCGGUCGGCGUCAGCCAAACUUUUAAUGAGCCCCUCAGUCGUGCCGCUGGGAGCGCGUCGCCUCCUCUCGCUUCCGCGCGUCUGAGCGGAGCCGGACGAUGAUUCCAGCCGCGUCCGUUCGACGCGCGGCCACAGCACCUCGCGCCUCUGCUGUCGGAACGGGGCUCCGGUGCGAGCGCUACAGCGGUGACGUCAGGAGCGGAGAGCAGCCAGCGGCGAGCGGCGAGCGGCGCGACCUGGACAAAGUUCUCCGGCGCCGUGCGAGAGCGCGGAGCGCGGCGAACGCGGGCGGCGGGAGCGGCGAUCCGCGGGGCGAGCGAUGAAUAACGCGUCUGCGAGCCUGAACGCGAGCCGGCCGCUGGCCGGAGGCUCCGGGGCGCGCGCGGACCACGAACUCGUCAUCACCUCCACUUUCGGGACGCUUCUCUCCGCGGUCUACAUCAUCGGCGUGUCGGGGAACGUGUACACGCUCGUGGUGAUGUGCCACUCGAUCCGCUUGGCCACCUCCAUGUACAUCUCCAUCAUCAACCUGGCCGUGGCGGACCUCCUCUACCUCUCCACCAUCCCGUUCGUGGUGUCCACCUACUUCCUCAAGGACUGGUACUUCGGGGACGUGGGCUGCCGCAUCCUGCUCAGCAUGGACCUGCUCACGAUGCACGCCAGCAUCUUCACGCUCACCGUCAUGUGCGCCGAGCGCUACCUGGCCGUCACCAAGCCGCUGGACACGGUGCGACGCUCCAAGAGCUACCGCAAGGGGCUGGCGUGGGGCGUGUGGCUGCUGUCGCUCGUCCUCACGGUGCCCAUGAUGGUCAUGGUCGCCCAGACCACCAAGCACGCGCCGGACGGCGGCGUGAAGAGGAUGUGCGCGGCCACCUCGACGCCGCUGGCGUACAAGGUGUACGUGACGGUGCUGUUCGGCACCAGCAUCAUGGCACCGGGGCUCGUGAUCGGUUACCUGUACGUCCGCUUGGCGCGCACUUACUUGGAGUCGCAGCGCAACUGCGCGAUCAGCAGAGGCGGCAAGCGGUCGCCGAAGCAGAAAGUGCUGAUCAUGAUUUUCACCAUCGUGCUCGUGUUCUGGGCGUGUUUCCUGCCCUUCUGGAUCUGGCAGCUGCUGCCUCUGUAUCACACGCAGCCCCUGAGCCUGGCCUCGCAGACGCACACGUGCAUCAACUACCUGGUGGCGAGCCUCACGUACAGCAACAGCUGCAUCAACCCCUUCCUGUACACGCUCCUCACCAAGAACUACAGGGAGUACCUGAAGAACCGGCACCGGAGCUUCUACCGCUACACGUCCUCCUUCAAGCAGCGGCCGCCCAGCCUCUACUCCUGGGGGAAGUCGGCGUCCUCCAGCAAUCAGUUCGAGUUCAACUCCGAGACGCUGGCCAUGGGGACGCUCAAGUGAGGCGCGUGACAGGGCGAGGGGAGGCUUUUGGAACUGCACCAGGGGGCAGCAGCGUCACCCACGGGUGCCUCAGAGCAGCGUGGGGUCAGAGAUGGCGUGUGCGGGGUCGCAUGUGAAGGACACCGUGAUGGCGUAGCGCGUUCCCCACGUCACCCUCUCCACGCGGUGGAGGUUCUCCGAGCCGGAGGAGAAGAAGGAGACGCGCCCUGUGCGAGGAGGAGAGCGGAGGGUUAAGGCACUGGCAUUGUGGGAAAUCUGCUAAUCUGUUGUCGUCUUUUAUAAAGUGUCACUGUGUUUGUACAACUGACUCCAGCCCAGAAAGAAAAAUGUCCUGAUCUCAGAGUGCUGUUGAUGAGGAGAAGCUGGAGAAUGAAAGGAUGGAUGCUGCUUUCUCUGUGGGAUGUUCCUCUUUACUGGGCUGGCUAGGGAGCUUCAUCCAUUUAUGGACCAGUCUGGUUUAAACGCCACCAGCUCUGUCUGAGACUGACGACUGUAUUAAUAUUUAUACAGCUAGCUUCUGGUUGUAGCGCACUUGGAGGAGAUUUAUAUUUAAAAUGUUUCUAAACCAAACUUCCAAUGACUCCAUCAUUAUGUUAUCGUGAAUAAAAACCUGGACUCAAA
This is a messenger RNA of Betta splendens (Siamese fighting fish), 2378 nucleotides long. Its product is annotated as urotensin-2 receptor. Gene Ontology annotation, molecular function: urotensin II receptor activity. Gene Ontology annotation, biological process: regulation of blood pressure; blood vessel diameter maintenance; neuropeptide signaling pathway. The record is from RefSeq and is a predicted model, not a curated record. Lineage: Eukaryota; Metazoa; Chordata; Actinopteri; Anabantiformes; Osphronemidae. Bases 672 to 1757 code for a protein of 361 amino acids. Gene Ontology annotation, cellular component: membrane. The transcript has 2 exons.